AUGGCAGCCUCCAGCCGCGGACAAGUAUUAGAUCUGUACCGGGCGAUGCUGAGAGAGAGCAAGCAUUUCAACAACUACAAUUACAGAACGUAUGCCAUCAGGAGGAUAAGAGAUGCCUUCAGAGAAAAUAAAAAUGUAAAAGAUCCUGUAGAAAUUCAGACCCUAGUGAAUAAAGCCAAAAGAGACCUGGAAAUAAUUCGUCGACAGGUCCACAUCAGCCAGCUGUACUCCACAGACAAGCUUGUCAUUGAGAACCAGGAGGAAUCCCGGACCUAG
Messenger RNA from Chrysochloris asiatica (Cape golden mole), 276 nucleotides. It is a transcript of the gene LYRM4, whose product is annotated as LYR motif containing 4. The transcript is spliced from 3 exons. Gene Ontology annotation, cellular component: mitochondrion; L-cysteine desulfurase complex. The record is from RefSeq and is a predicted model, not a curated record. Bases 1 to 276 code for a protein of 91 amino acids. NCBI's taxonomy places the organism in Eukaryota, Metazoa, Chordata, Mammalia, Afrosoricida, Chrysochloridae. Gene Ontology annotation, biological process: iron-sulfur cluster assembly.